This is a messenger RNA of Synchiropus splendidus (mandarinfish), 1667 nucleotides long. RefSeq names its product cathepsin Ba (gene ctsba). Gene Ontology annotation, molecular function: cysteine-type endopeptidase activity. Bases 161 to 1153 code for a protein of 330 amino acids. Gene Ontology annotation, cellular component: lysosome. The record is from RefSeq and is a predicted model, not a curated record. The transcript has 11 exons. NCBI's taxonomy places the organism in Eukaryota, Metazoa, Chordata, Actinopteri, Syngnathiformes, Callionymidae. Gene Ontology annotation, biological process: regulation of catalytic activity.
CAUAUGACUGCGGCGUCAUGUGACUGGAUCACGUGGUUAUAGAUAUAAAUGGUCGCGGGGGUCGGUUACAGUUAAAUUGUCUGUGGCGGCGGGUAGAAGAGGAACAACAAGACGUCAAGCCCAAACCCUCAGGCAAUUUAAAAAGUUUCUUUCAGGCGAAAUGUGGCGUGUGGCCUUCAUCCUGUUUGCCGCCAGCAUGUCGCUGAGCGUGGCCAGACCCCGCCUUAAGCCGCUGUCCAUUGAGAUGGUCAACUAUAUAAACAAGAUCAACACCACCUGGAAGGCUGGUCACAACUUCCACAAUGUCGAUUACAGUUAUGUGCAGAAACUCUGUGGUACCUUCCUCAAAGGACCCAAGCUGCCACUCAUGGUCCAGUAUGCUGGAGACAUGAAGCUUCCUGAGGAGUUUGACUCCAGGACUCAGUGGCCUGACUGUCCUACCCUACAGGAGAUCAGAGACCAGGGCUCGUGUGGAUCUUGCUGGGCGUUUGGUGCUUCAGAGGCCAUUUCCGACCGCGUGUGCAUCCACAGCAAUGCCAAGCUGAGUGUGGAGAUCUCUGCUGAGGAUCUGCUCAGCUGCUGUGAUAGCUGUGGCAUGGGAUGCAACGGUGGCUACCCGUCUGCUGCUUGGGAUUUCUGGACCAAAGAGGGUCUGGUGUCUGGGGGGCUCUAUGACUCUCACAUUGGCUGUCGGCCGUACUCCAUCUCCCCAUGUGAGCACCAUGUGAACGGGAGCAGACCCCCCUGCACGGGUGAAGAGGGAGACACUCCAGCCUGCGUCUUCCAGUGUGAGCCUGGAUACACACCCAGCUACAAGAAGGACAAGCAUUUUGGUAAAACUUCGUACAGCGUUCCCUCCGAGGUGGAGCAGAUCCAGGCAGAAAUCUACAAGAAUGGACCAGUAGAGGGCGCUUUCACCGUCUAUGAGGACUUCGUUCUGUACAAGUCUGGUGUGUACAAGCAUGUGACUGGCUCUGCUCUGGGGGGUCACGCCAUUAAGGUUCUCGGUUGGGGAGUGGAAGAUGGCAUUCCUUACUGGCUGUGUGCCAACUCAUGGAACACUGACUGGGGUGACAACGGGUUUUUCAAAAUCCUGCGUGGAUCUGAUCACUGUGGAAUCGAGUCUGAGAUCGUGGCUGGAGUCCCACAAUAGAACACGCAAUAACCAGACGUUGUUCUUCAGAUAAUCACUAGAGGGCGCCGCAUUCGACUUUGGUACUACGGGACUGGAACGUUCAAACUGCUUCACGUCGUCUCCAGAAGCCUGCAGCAGCUUCCUGUGCUUAAAUCGGGAGUAGUAGUAGCUACUGUAUCCGCCUGAGCACCGAGUUUGUCCGUGUUUUUAAAUCAUGCUGCUGGUUUUAUGUGUUUUUUCUGUUUUACGUGCGUCAUUCGUGUUGGGCAAAAAUGCUGUUGGGUUUUAACAACAUUUAAAGAUUCAUUAUUUUUGUGGUGUGGCUCGUUUUUGUUCACUUCUGCUUCGAAUUAUUCAGCAAAUGUGUGCCACCUAUGCAAAUCUAUAUUGAUGGAGAUGUAUUGUCAGGUUUUAGGAAUGUACUAAGCAGAUGCUUUAAAUGUCGAUGAAGAUCAAAUACCAUGUCAAUGUUGUCAGUGGUGAUUGAAUUGUCGUUGUAACGAUCAGAAUAAAUGAAAAUCUGUCCCACUGA